Gossypium arboreum is the source of this 808-nucleotide messenger RNA. RefSeq lists its product as uncharacterized. Bases 257 to 652 code for a protein of 131 amino acids. NCBI's taxonomy places the organism in Eukaryota, Viridiplantae, Streptophyta, Magnoliopsida, Malvales, Malvaceae. The record is from RefSeq and is a predicted model, not a curated record. The transcript is spliced from 3 exons.
ACUCCUUCUAAUUUAACACCACAACUAUUAUAGUUCUUUAUAAUAUAAACCAACUCAAUGAUUUAAAAACUUAGAUGUCAUCUCAUUGUGUUUAUUUUAAUACAAAGUUAUAAUGUUCCAUGUUGUCAGCAUAUGAUAAGCAAUCACACACCAAUCAAUAGCUUGUUUAAAACUAUGUUAUUUGCAGACUUUAAUCCCCAUGUUUUGUCUUAAUCAUCAUUACUCCUUCCUUUCCCUUAUAUCUGUAGUAUGAGAAAUGAAAUCAAUGUCUUUAACAAGCUCCUUUCCUCUUCAUGUUCCAGUUACAGCUUCUACUUCACUUGUAAAACAUGUUAACAAGAUUGCGAUGCUUAAACACAACCAAGUUCCUAACAACAAAAAACCCACUUUUCAGAUCAGAUCCUUCUCCAAGAAAAAAAAGGUUUUUGAGGACCAGUCUCAGGGAUUAAUCUGUUAUGAAGAUGAAAAUGGUGAAAUAGUUUGUGAAGGAUACGAUGAAGGCCCUCGGUUUCAUCAACGAACAUUUUAUCAUCUUAGAGAUGCAGAGAUCCUUGAUCUUCUUCAAGAUAGAUGGCUUCAAAUCGUUAAUGACGGAGGAUUAAGCAGUGCUAAUGAAGGUGUUACCACUGUGAAGGAUGAUUCCCAAGUGUAAUGAUUUUAACAAUGGAAGCCUGGUUCUUACCAGAUUUCAUGGAAUGAUUGUUAAAGACUGUAAAAAGAACUCUUGUAAGAAAAAAAAAAAAAGAGUCCCUUGUAAUCAAUCACUUUGUUUUUACAUAAUGUAAUCAAAGGCUAGUUUUUCAAUCAA